Molecule: messenger RNA, 2006 nt
Organism: Radiomyces spectabilis
Lineage: Eukaryota; Fungi; Mucoromycota; Mucoromycetes; Mucorales; Radiomycetaceae
Exons: 2
Coding region: 93-1949 (618 amino acids)
Molecular function (GO): protein binding
Source: RefSeq, a predicted model, not a curated record
CCCAUUUAAUGAUGUUGUACCUCCAUCUUUCAACUAGCAAGUAGUAUACUUUUCUGGAAUGCCAGGGCAUCUAUAUUGACAUCGCAGAAUAAAUGGAUUUUGAGACAAAAGGAUCAUAUAUUUGCUUGGUGAAUUUGUUAUUAUUUGACCGCAGUUUAUCCUCGGAAAAUUUAGCGUCAAGAAAAGCAAACUUGUACGCAAGCAGCACAAUUUUCCUUGAUAAUGGCAAUUUGAACUGCUCUUUUGACUUUUCACCGAGUUUUUUCUUCUUUCAUUGUGCAGUAGCGAUGGGUCAUCAGCUAGAAACAACACAAAGUUGGAAAAACAAGGCGUUACCUCCAACCAAAACCAAUCCGACCCCACGCGCCAUCCAGAGCAUGGAUCCAGGCAUCGACGAAGACGAAGACAACGCUGAUAACGACGAAGAAGAAGCAGUAGAUUUUACCGAUUCCAUUAAUCCUCGAACUAUGAUCAACCAUGAAUAUCGACAACGAACCGAACCGCAUCAAGUGGGCCAAUGGUACUUUGACGAGUUCUCGGGUCUAUAUCGCCAUAUUGCACCCGACAAUGCAAAUCAUUUCCUUGAGGAUACCGCCGCCAAUAUACGGCAAUCAACAUCAACCGCAUCACAUUCGCCUCUUACAUCCCAGCAUCGCGUGGGGUCUUCCAUGGCAACUGGUUCCACGUCCACGUUUGACGACCGAUACAAGCGGUCAUGGGUCAUACCUAAAACCAUUGAAGAAAUAUAUGCCUUGCGAAAGAAAGCGAGGAAGACCGGCGAUCGUUGGGCCCAGCUGGAACUCUGCUAUGGGCUCAUGCAAGCCGGAUGGCUGAUCUCACCCUCAUCCCAAGACGAUCAAUUGCUCCGAAAGAAAGACAAGAAAAAACUCGAUGCCAACGAACUGAUGCUGGUGGAAGCCCAACGCACAUUGAAACGGUUAGCUACGGUGGGUCAAGGCAUAGGCAAGACCGCAGACAGUGAAGCCCAGUACCUGCUAGCCAACUGCUACGGAAUGGGAGCCCUCGGUCUGCCAAUCGACCACGAACGCGCCUUCUUGUGGUACGUCCAGGCUUCGAAACAAAAUCAUCACGAUGCGACCUACAGAACCGCUGUAUGCCACGAACUCGGCAUCGGCACACGCAAAGAUAACAAUCGUGCCAUGAUUUUUUAUCGCAAAGGAGCCCAUUUGACCCAUGUCCCCAGCAUGUACAAACUGGGUAUGAUCUUAUUGCGGGGUUACUGUGGACAGACGCCGCAAAGACGCGAAGCUGUGAGCUGGCUCCAGAGGGCCGCCUCGGUCGCUUCCUCGGAUAAUCCACACGCCUUGCAUGCUAUGGCGAUGAUCCAAUUGAACGGCGAAUGCAACGACUCCAACUUUAUUGCCGACCCGGCCUAUGCCGUGGAACUGCUUCAUGAAGCCGCAACGUUGGGGUAUGCGCCGAGUCAAGUCAAGUUAGGAGAAUUGUACGAACACGGCGAACUUGUGGAAGUGGAUGACAGUUUAUCAAUAUACUGGUACACGCGUGCUGCGCAGCAAGCGAGUGCGGAAGCAGCAUUGGCGCUUUCGGGAUGGUAUCUGACGGGAUCGCCGGACGUACUGCAACAAUCCGACAGAGAAGCGUAUUUGUGGGCACGACGAGCUGCGAGUAUUUCUGGUGCUGAGCGAUGGACAUUGGCCAAAGCAUUCUAUACUGUCGGUUUCUACAUCGAGAAGGGAAUCGGCACCGACCAGAAUAUCGACAAAGCCAAACUGUGGUAUAAAGAAGCCGCCAACAUGGGCCAUCGAAGUGCAGCGACGCAACUAGAGCAACUGCAAAAACUAGAAGGACAAGAUCCGCCUCCAGAAACAAGACAGCCGAUCGGUGACCAAGAAAACGGUGAAGUCAAUGAUAAACCAUCAUCACCACAGCAACCACAUCAUCCCCAACGACAUUGUACGCUAAUGUAAUGAAAUAAUAUUUAGAGUAGUUCAUGCCAACUGUAUACCCCAUCCAUCACAAAAAUU